Molecule: messenger RNA, 659 nt
Organism: Chrysoperla carnea
Lineage: Eukaryota; Metazoa; Arthropoda; Insecta; Neuroptera; Chrysopidae
Gene: CCAP
Product: cardioactive peptide
Exons: 4
Coding region: 112-558 (148 amino acids)
Source: RefSeq, a predicted model, not a curated record
UUAGAUUUUCUUAAAAACGGUAUUGUGAUUCAGAGUAUACUAUUAUUAGAAAAAUUACUUUUUAUUUUUUUCAUAUUAUUACUUCUGUUUUUGGUUGUUAAAUACGAUAUAAUGAAAGGCUUUCUAAUACUAUCGUGGACAUUGUUAAUUGUUACUUUUGUUGUUUUAAGUACAGAUAAAUCAGUAUUUGGAGAAACAAGAGUCAAACGAGCAGCAUUUAUUGGAAGAGGCCCACAAUUGGAUCCAAAAAAACGACCAUUUUGUAAUGCAUUUACAGGUUGUGGCCGAAAACGAUCAGAAAUACCAUCUGCAGAUCAAACGCCUAAUCUGCAUGAUGAAAGUAUUUCAUCAUUGUUGGAUUUAAGUGCAGAACCAGCUGUUGAAGAUUUAUCCAGGCAAAUCAUGUCUGAGGCAAAACUAUGGGAAGCAAUACAAGAAGCAAAUCAAGAAAUAUUACGUCGAAAACAAGAAAACGCUGAUAUAGGUAAUAAUUUAGUUGGAUUAGGAAAUGGUGGUGGUCGAUGUGGGCUAGGUGGUAAUUGUUUCAUUCAAAAUUAGUUGAGUUGAGCAUGUUAAUAAUUAGAUAUGUAUAAAGAAACUAUUAGUAAUUUUGUGAUUAUUGUGUUGGCAUUAAAAGAAGACUACUUUUAAUUUUUCAU